Paramuricea clavata is the source of this 4550-nucleotide messenger RNA. NCBI's taxonomy places the organism in Eukaryota, Metazoa, Cnidaria, Anthozoa, Malacalcyonacea, Plexauridae. The record is from the annotation of a GenBank genome assembly.
CCGAUGGGAAAUGCAUUCAAAAAAUUUCGUACGGAUAUUUUUGGUAUUUCUUGAGUUAUCGUGCUCACAGUCAAACACACACACAUACACACACACAUACACACACACAUACACACACACAUACACACACAUACAAACCCAGAUGAUUACAUAACCUCCUGGCGGAGGUAAUAAAAACGAAGUACUGCAAUACUAUAAAUAUUUACCGCGUCCACUUUGUCUUUGUAGUAACUUUAGAACAAAAACUGGCGUUUCGAUAGAAAAGAUCCCUUGGCUUUUUAUACGCUGUAUUUUUAUUGAAUAAACUAAAACAGGUGACGAACAGUCGGGAAUGGUUUUCUACAGCCAAUCACUUAUAAGAAAACAGCCGUAAACAACCUAAUUAGAACAAAAUCUUUGUAUUGUUUGAGUCGUGUAUUGAAAAUUUAAUUCAGUUUACAAGCUACUAAAAUGGAAAAAUCGCGCGUUUACAUUGGAGAUUUAAAAAAAUCGCCCUAGAAAUCGUAGCAAAAAUUGCAAGUGUAAACAAGCCUUAACCAACUGAGCUACAGAGGCCAGUUGUUUAUAUAUAUAUAUAUAUAUAUAUAUAUAUAUAUAUAUAUAUAUAUAUAUAUAUAUAUAUAUAUAUAUAUAUAUAUAUAUAUAUAUAUAUAUGUAUGUAUAUAUAUAUAGCUUAAGAUUUUGGUUUACGAAACACAAACAGUGCUCAAUACCAUAUAGAUAGGGCGUAAUAUAGUUUUUCGUUUUACCUCAAAAAACCACAACAGUCUGUUUCAUCCGUAUAGGAAUCAUGAUGAUUCCUAUACGGAUGAAACAGACUGUUGUGGUUUUUGAGGCAAAACGAAUCCGCUAAAAGCCCUACUAUGAAGUCACAAUCCAGGAUCCGAACUAAAUUGCAAGCUAAAUCCACAAUCCGAGCCAAAAUGUUAGGUAAAUCCGCAAUCCGCUGUAUUAGUAAGAUCCACAAAUCCGUGUAAAAUAUUCGCCAGAUCCGAAAUCCAAACAAUUUUUUCUGUGAAAUCUGACGAUCCGAAAAGCUAUUCACCCCUCCCCCCCCCCCUAACAAUUAUACCAUUUGCUCUCGUCACAAUUAUACCAUUUGCUCUGCUGAGCUGAUAGCCAAAUCUGUAUAAAAUUCUGCAGAACCCAAUUUAAAAAAUAUAUAAACAUGGUUUUUCGAAAUAAGUUUUUUUGCGCUCUACAGAAUUUUUUUAAACUUGGUCAGCGAAUAAUUGUUGACUCGAGCGGGAUUCGAACUCGUAUCUUCGGUUUCUAGAUCGCCGCUCUACCCAUUGAACUAUUGAUUCAACAGGGAUUGGUAGCGAAUCUUCUCCAAUUUAAGUACACGAAAUAAUUCGUGCCGACUUAACGGUUGUCUUGGAGAACACGCAGUGUUACAAUUCUAUUUCAGAGCCAUCUUCAGGGAUAUGAACUCGAAGACGCGAGUUCGAAGAUUACAACAAAUUUUUCGUUGUAGUUUUCAGUGUCAGAAUAAAUAUGACAUUGAUGCUAAAUAAUUAUUGAGGUUAAACUGUUUUGGUGUUUCGGCCUUUCUCAGUAAUUUUACCAUGCAAAUAACUGUACAUUUUUUCCGCCUAAUUUCAGAUCAAUAUUUCUUCGGAACAUGUGAGUGUAAAAGGUGAAGCCAAUCUGGCAGGAGCUCUUGUCCUUGUCAGGCAAUAUAUUUCUUCCAUUUCCAAGGAUUCUUUGAUGCAGCAGUUUGAGGUAACAUUGUACAUAUACUGGAAUCUGUCCCUCUCUAAUGCAAAUGCAAUGCAUUAAUUAUUAUAUUAACUUUAUUAUUUUAUAGAUGCUAUGUUAUCAAGCUGUUGACCAAGUCCUGUGCCUUAUAUCAUCUGCAACGAUAACCUUGGCAAGCGAGACGCCCGCUAGAACGUUCCUUGCGUUACUUGUUCUGGAUAUUCUUCAAGUGGUGUGCGAUAUUUUUGAGCGUGAUAGAGCCCAGGACCUUCUCGCACCUUUGAUUGCCACGUUCUUUUCAUGUUUUGAGUCUUGUAAUUCUCCCACUCAGGCAGAAAAAGGUGCUUCCAGCAAACAACCUUGUGCGAACGAGAUACGCGAGACAUUCACUGCAUCAUUAGCAUAUAAUGCGUACAUUCUGCUUUGUAAGUCUCUCGGUGACACAUACAUGUCAGCAACUUUAGAUAAAAACUAUGAUAUGAUAUGGCAGUUAUGUUGUUCGGUAGACCAAGCGCUGUCUAACCACACACCGUCCCCAACUUCUCAACCAGUCUUUGUAUUAUCAGACGAGGAAUCUGAGACAGUACACGCAACAUCAAAAGUUAAACCCACGCCAAAUGCUACGGAGAAGAAGUCUUUUGAUUCAGAAAAUUUUUCGCCAGACAUGGAAUCUCGUAAGGAUGUGAAGAGUGCAAGUUUAGAACGAGCCGUGCCUGCCCAAUUGGAAACAAGGUAUAAUAUGCAGUGGGCGAUUAUCUAUUACUGAGUGAUAUCGAUACUGUCCGGUACCAGGCUACAGUGCAUGGGAAGUAUAGUGUACACCAAGACAUUACAGCGGAAAUGUUUUCGAGUUUCCGAUAACUUGUGACAUUACCCUGUUUUGUUCUAACUAAAUUACAAAUGACAGCGUUUUUGUAUAUGCGCAAACGCAAAUAUAAUGCUAUCGUAAGUGUGCUAGUGUGUUAGUGUAUGUAUGUUACCUUGCAGCCAAUCAACGACAAAUAUUACUUGUACUUCACGUCAUCUCUCGUUGCUCGAAAUGAUGUAACUGAAGCUAACUGGCCAUACUGACUGAAAGUUUAGGCUGCAUCACGCAUAUAAUAUUCUGCACACUGUUUUGUUGUUUAACAAACACCAACAACAGUUGCUGCUGUAAAUAGUACAGUCAACACUAUGUGCUGAUACAUGUACGCAUAGCGUAACUAUUUUUAAAUUUGAUUGCUAUACCAGUUUGCUUAUUACGGUUAUAACUUAUAAGUCAAUGAAAGUAUUAUUUAACUUAAAUGAGUCAUUACAAUAGCAUACAUUACAACAGCAUACAUCCAUUGCUGUGACUAUUGAGUUGGGUGUAUAAAUCCAUAAAGAGUCCACAGUUAAUACUGUAAUUGAUUAUAUACAUUAAAUAAUUACCACGGCAAUUGCUUAAUUUUAGGUCCAAGGGCACGUUUGUGUCAUCAAGACAACACUUGGCUGGAAACUGGCUCAAAUAUUGGAAGCAUCAUUUAGGUAAGUUUAUGUAAGUUAUGAUUUUUAUUGAUGAAUUUAAUAAGAUAGAAAAAGAACACGGUUGUAAACUUUAAUUUGGAUAUCUUCAGUCACAUUUACGAUCUUGAUAUUUAACCAAUAACAACUUGUUAUUCCUAACUCUCCAAACUUACUUUCUGCCCAUGUUUCCUGUUAAACAGACUUCCCAUUUGUCUUCUUAUUUUGCAAAGCGCCAGAGUGUGUCCCAUUUUGUUUUCACACUCUACUGCCAGACGUUGUUACUCGACACUGGGAAAGUGCUUGGACCGGUUGCACGAAGGUUGCCUAGCUCCAUCCAUCCAUCAGAGAUUUUUUCAAACUUUUGAAAAAGUAAUUUUAAUUUCUAAACACUAAAUUUUAAUCCUCAUGGUUAUACCAGUCAACAUAGCGCUAUCCUGUCCUGCCUUAGUACAACCCGGCCCCUGGGCAUUAAGAUCAUUCAUGUGCAAGUUGGAUACACCCUCCCUGCAACAACAGUGUAAUCCAAUCGCGAAUCGUUGAUUGGAAUGUUUCAUUGAGAUUUCGUUGUGAAAAUUUUAUUCUUCUCCAUGGAAUUCCUUUUGUGGCUUUCUUAUUGUGGUAGCCUAUGAUGACGUAAGUCAUAAAUAAAUGUUAUAAACUUUAAAGUUAUGGCUGCUCUAUAAUAUUAUACCAAUUACUGCCAUUCAAAAGAAUUAAUGAAUAAUCAAUUUUAGGAAAAAGGAAAAGAAUCGAUGGCAGCACGUUUUCGCAACUAAGACUUCAAACUUUCGCCGGUAAGCGUCCUAUUAAAAAAAUAGUUUCUAAAGCAUGCUUAUUCUUGUUACCAUUUAAAUUACUUAGUUACCUUCGUUCAAUUCGAUGCUUACAACAAACAUGUUAUUAUUGAAUACAUAGGACACAGUGAUGUGGUAAAGGAUAUCCACAUUCAAGACAGCGAGCAUUUGUUUUUGUCCGCUAGCCGAGACAAAACUGUCAAGCUCUGGUUACUCAAUAACCAUGGCGACGGAACUGGCCAAUCAGCUUGCUCCUGGACAACUUAUGAUCACCGUAAGCCAGUUUUUGCUGUGGAUGUUAUAGACGUGAUGAGACAAGCGGUCUCGUGUGAUGGUUCUGUUCAUGUAAGUUCGUUUCAAAAUUUCAAUUAGGCCAAAAAAAAUAUGUGGGUUUCCCGACCCUACCUAGCUUUUGGACGUCGAAAUCCCGACCCUAAACUUUUUUUAUUGGAUCAUGCUUGUAAGUGUUUCCACUUAGAGGAAAAAGUGUGUGGAAAAUUGAAAUUUGAGGCAAUAUUAGGGAAAUUUAUCUUUGGAUGUGGAAGCACUGACUAAACAAAAUGGCGUCCG